Cylicostephanus goldi is the source of this 201-nucleotide messenger RNA. The record is from the annotation of a GenBank genome assembly. NCBI's taxonomy places the organism in Eukaryota, Metazoa, Nematoda, Chromadorea, Rhabditida, Strongylidae.
AUGUCUUUUGAAGAAGUUGAUAAGCUUUUCGACACAGAAAACGUGCAAUCUGGUUACGACAUUCUCAAAAAGCGCUACGACGAAGGCGAAAAGACACCGGAUGUGCUUUGGAGGCUUGCCAAAUUUUGUCAGCAACUCGCUGCCCGAGCGAAGGAUAAGGCGAAGAGAAAGGAACUGACAUUUGCAGGUGAUGAUGAGUGA